Molecule: messenger RNA, 2895 nt
Organism: Hevea brasiliensis (rubber tree)
Lineage: Eukaryota; Viridiplantae; Streptophyta; Magnoliopsida; Malpighiales; Euphorbiaceae
Exons: 3
Coding region: 750-2546 (598 amino acids)
Source: RefSeq, a predicted model, not a curated record
CCCACCAUUUUGCUUUCUUUAUAAAUAAUGUGUUUUCUGGUUUUUGUGGUUCUUAUCUCUGUUUUGCAACUUUGCAAUUGCAGUUAAAAAAAAAAAGGUUCUGUUUCUUCUCUCUCCCUCUGUCUCAGCUUGUGCCAUCUUCCCCUGCAGCUCAAACGAAUUGCAUCUCAGUGGAUCAAUCUGUCCCCAGGUAUGAAGCGAAAUCAACAAAACCCAAGUAGUUGAUCUUAUUUGCAAUUGAGGAAUAUAUAAUCUAUUUGAAAAUAAUUCAUUUAUAAAUCAAUUCUCAUUGCUAUAUAUGUAUUCCAUAGUUAUCAAAUCGAUUUACUAUCAAUUCUUCCAAUUCAGCCACAAUUUGUGAUUCAAUCGCUAGGAUGGAAAAAUUGAAUCAAAUCGUAAGAUUCUAACAACAGUGAUGUGUUCAACUAUACGGCUGCAACCACUGUCUUUAGAAUUUAUUUGCAAGAUGUAACCAAUUUCAUAUAUGUAUAAAACUAUAAGAUUACUCCUUGAACUUUUAAUAUUCAAUCAUGUUAAAUGCAAUUCUAAAAGAUUUUGCUGUGUUUGGAUGUGAUGAUUUCAAAUAAAAAGGAUUUAGAUUUCAUCUUUUGGAUUUAGAUUUUAUUUUUUUAGUAUAAGUUGUUGUAAUUAAUGAAUAUUUUAUUUUUGCUUUUAUUUGACUUUUCUGCUUUCAAUUUUCUCUUCUAUGAGCUAUUUUGUUUGUAUAUACCGACUUUAAUAGGGCUGAAAUGUCUGUCUGUGAAGCUAAUAUGGUUCGAAGAAAGCGUCAAUUACAAAAUAAUGUGGAAGAACAUGGGGAAGAUUGGGAGGAAUCUGUAAGUUCCAAUUCUAAGCAUGGUAAAGUUACAAGUAGUCUAGCUAAUACUGAAGAUGAUGAACGUAAUUCGACUCCUUGCUCAUAUUUGCCAAAGGGCCGGCAACAAUAUGAAGUAGGUGCAAUGGCUGAAAGUGUAGCAAAUAAAAACCUUGCAAUAUUCAUUCUCUCUAACAAUAUUGCAUUUGAUAUUGUUGAAGCACCAUUUUUUGGUGAUUUUGUGAGGGGUGUAGCUGAAUGUGGCAUUAGGUAUAAGCUGCCAAGUUCUAUGACGCUCCAGAGAAAAGCUUUUCCUGAAGUUGAAAUGGAAGUUGAGAAAUAUGUUGAGAAAGUUAGGCAAUCAUGGAUUAAGAUAGGUUGCACAAUAAUGCUUGGCAUGCGGAAGAACUUCAUUAGUAUCAUUGCAUAUUCUGCAGAAGGAGCUGAGUUUUUGAAAUUACAGAAAAUUCCAAAAUGCCAGAAAUCAAGUUUUGAUGUGAAAGACAUUGUUUCUUCAACAAUUGAGGAUAUUGGGGAAGAUAAUGUUGUGCAAGUUAUUACAAACAAUGAUACAAUUUAUAACUCAAUUGAGAAUAUGUCCCUCAAUAAGUACUCCCAAAUCUUCAAGACUCGGUGUGUUGCACAUGAGAUUCAUUCUCUCCUAAAGGCCAUAGGCAAUGAAGUUGGAUGGAUACAAGAAACAAUUGAUAAUGCAUCAUUGAUAGUAAAAUGUAUGGAUGAAGAUGUCAACAUUUUAUCAAAAGUGAAAUAUCCUUGCAAGUUUAAAUUCGCCUCCAACUAUCAAAUGCUGCAAUCAAUUUUGAGUAAUAAGAAUGAAUUGCAACAACUUGUUUCAUUUGGGAAGGGUAACCUGCCGGAAGAUAACAAGAGAACAGCCAAGAUUACCAACAUUAUUAAAAGUGGAAACUUUUGGAGCCAAGUGCCAGAGGUAUUAAAUGCUUUGGAGCCAUUAAUCGAUGUACUUCGUUUGGUAGAAGAUGAUAGACCUACCAUAGGAUACUUGUAUGAAGCAAUGGAAAAGGCAAAAGAAACAUUAGAGAGACAAUGUAGUAAUGACAGCACAAAGUAUGAGAAGAUAUUGGCUUUAUUUCAAGAAUGGAGAAGUAACAAGAUUAUCCAUCCAAUACAUGCUGCUGCUGCUUUUUUGAACCCUGCUUACAUGUGUGGUGGUAGCUUUACAUUUAAUCUUGAAAUGAGGAAAGGCAUAGAAUUUGUGUUUUCAACCAUGGUAAGGAGUGAAGAAAAGGAAAAAUUCAUUGAAGAGGUGCUACUUUAUAAAUCAAAGAUAUCAAAGAUGUUCAAUGCAUUGGCAUACCAGUUGAUGAAAUUAUCUCAUCCUAGUGCAUGGUGGGAUGCUGCUGGGGUCUAUCAUCCUGUAUUAAAGAAGUAUGCAAUACGAAUUUUGAGCCAACCUUGUAAGUGCUCAUGUGACUUAAAGCCUAGUGCAUUUGAAGUUGCAGAAAGAAGUGUGAUGAAUGGGGCAGUGACUAUAUCGCACCACAAUUCUGUAUACACAACAAUGAAUGCAAAGAUUAUGGAAAAAUUUCUAUCUUUGGAAGAACAAUGUAUGACGCCAAUUGAUCUAGAAAAUUGCAAUGAACUCCCUGAUUAUGUUGAUCCUCAACAAAGUUGGUGGGAUGACCAAAUGGAGUUGAUUAAUGAAAAUUCUGAUGAUCAUGAUGCAAAAAUGAAACGGACAGUUUUCAUUUAGAUGGCAAGCCGAAGGAUUACAGGGGAAGAUCAAGACCAUGCCUUGUCAAUGCCAGGAGGAGGUGGAGAAAGACCAUUAUCGUGAUAUGCACCUCCAUUUAUUUAGGACUACAUAGGAAGAUAUGAAGCAAUCCAGGCCUUGUCGAGCCCUUCAUUGACACAGAUUCCAUGAUUCAAGCUUCACAAGUCUGUUCUGUCAUUAACAAGGCUCAGAGGAGAUGGACAAAAAUCCUUAGUGUGGUGAAAUGGUUCUUUAUCUAUUUAGAAACCAGAAAGAGGUGACGUGGUGUGGAUAUUAUGGAUGUUUAUCCUGUGUGAAAUGAAAGAUUUCAAGAAGCGUUUGUAUAGAA